AUGGGAAAAUCACCGGGCGAUGAGAUUUUAGCAAAAGCUGAAAAGAAGGCAACUUCUUCACCUGGUUGGUUCGGCAGUAGUAGUCAGAAAUGGGAAGAAGCUGGUGAUUUGUUCGCUCAAGCGGCAAAUUCAUACAAGGUAGAAGGUAGAUGGAGCGAUUCAGGUGCUGCUUUCGAACGAGAAGCAGCAUGUAGGAACAAAGCUGGUGAAUCCAACGAUGAGAUUAACGCUUGGCAUAAUGCAGCUAAAAGUUAUAAAAAGAGUAAUCCAGAGGCCGCUGUGACGGCCUUACAUCAAUGUAUCAAACUCUUGGUCAAGUCUGGUAACUUUCGACAAGCCGCCGAUAGGGAAAAAGAGAUCGCCGGAAUCUACGCUCAAGACGGGUUGGAUAUCGCCAAAGCCAGAGAUAGUUUUGUUCAAGCGGGGGAUUGGUACAAACAAGAAGAUGCGAAUGCUACUGCGAAUCAAUGUUAUCAACAAGCCGCCGAACUUUCUGCGGAUUUACAAGAUUUCAAAAGAUCAAUGGAGUUGUAUCAAACUGUUGCGGAUUGGAGUUUAACAAGUGCUUUGACGAAAUAUUCAGUGAAAGAAUACUGGUUGAGAGCUUGUAUGUGUUCUAUGGCCAUGGGAGACCUAGUACUCUGUCAACGUCUACUCGAAACGUUCUCCACCAAAGACGUCACAUUCCCUUCCACCCGCGAAUCCAAAUUCGCUCAUGAAUUAAUGGACGCAUGUGAACAAGGUGACGUUGAAAGAUAUACAGCUGCGGUAUAUCAAUAUGAUCAAGUAACAAAGUUAGAUAAUUGGAAAACUGCAAUAUUGUUAAAGAUUAAAAAAGCUUUGGAAGAAGAUGAAGGAGGGUUGACUUAG
Molecule: messenger RNA, 870 nt
Organism: Tremella mesenterica DSM 1558
Lineage: Eukaryota; Fungi; Basidiomycota; Tremellomycetes; Tremellales; Tremellaceae
Exons: 7
Coding region: 1-870 (289 amino acids)
Biological process (GO): intracellular protein transport; SNARE complex disassembly
Cellular component (GO): SNARE complex; vacuolar membrane
Molecular function (GO): soluble NSF attachment protein activity; syntaxin binding
Source: RefSeq, a predicted model, not a curated record